CUCGUCUUGACCCAACCUAACCUUACGUAGGCGACGACGGGACCAGACAUGGUGACUUUUUACAGUCGCCUUUAAGUCGAAGACGACUCGUCGAGGCUCCGCGAGGAGUAGCGGCACCAGCUGGCCACAUCGUAGAUCGUUCACGGCUACCUGCCGCUGUCCACGCCGUCCACGUGGAUCCCGCGAGGUCUCUCCCGAGCGCGGAGAGUGGUAAGAUCGACCAGUAAUGACGGACGCGUCGAAUUUACCGGGCGCCUGCAUGGGGCCGCGGGCGAUGUCGAGGAUGCUGCGGCAUCGCGCCCUCGAGUUCCUCACCUCGCGGAAGCACGCCAACAACCUGCUGGACAUAAUCUGCCACUGGGACGAGUCCACCUGUACGUGCCUCCUCACGAUAGAAAUGAUAUUCGUGGAGCUGCUCAGACGCGGCGACAUGUACAUGGAGCGUACGAUAUCCCUCACCAUUUCGGAACCUAGCCCAGAAUCUCGCUAUACCACCUGGCUAAGACAUUGCUACGAGGAAGUCUGGAAGAAAAUACUAGCGUCUAUGGAGAAGAAUCGGUCAGCCGUUCAACUGCAAGCCCUCACGACUGCGAUGAAGCUGAUGGCGGAAGAGGGUAAAGCGCCAACGGAGCCGCGCGACAAUCCGGGAUAUCACUUUCCUCUGCAUCGUUUGAAGCCUAUCCUGAUGACUCUAUUAUCUCCCGAAAAGGAUUGUACCAAUUUAAUAUCGAGAUUACAAGAGAUCACCGGAUACCCGGACGUUUUGUAUUAUACAUGGAGAUGCCUACCCUCUCUCACCCCGAAAAGGCAACCAAAAGAAAUUUACAUUAAGAAUCUUCUGGAACUUAUAGACAAAAUACCACUGCCAAAAGAAGAAGAAGAAUCCAGAAUGUCGGACAAUAAUGAACUUUUGUGUGGACCGCAACAAGAUGCAUUUACAUGGGAUCAAUCAAACGUUAAGCGCGUAUUGAACAAAGUCUGGGCCUGCGUUAUGCACUGGGAAUUAACGCCGCAGUUACACAAACAGUUGCUAAUAGUUUUGUUGGAACGAAUCAUGUCGCAUUUAGAGAAACCGGUACUGCUAACCGACUUUUUGAUGGACUCCCUAGACGCGGACGGUCCCGUCGGUGUACUCGCGCUGCAAGGUGUAUUCGUACUCGUCACCAAGCACAAUUUAGAAUACCCAAACAUUUUCACCAAAUUGUAUUCGAUGUUCGAGCCCGAGAUCUUUCAUACGAAAUACAAGGCUCGUCUGUUCUACCUGUCCGAUCUGUUUCUCAGUUCGACACAUCUACCGGAAACAUUAGUAGCGGCGUUCGCGAAGCGACUUGCGCGUUUAACGUUAGUCGCGCCACCGGAGGACAUCCUGAUAAUCCUGCUCUUCGUGGGCAACCUGUUGCUCCGACAUCCAGGACUGAAGAGGCUGCUCGAUCACCCGCAAGGCGGCGAGGUACCUUCGAACGAAAGCACCGGAGCGGGCGAUCCUUUUCUCAUGGAGGAGCGCGAUCCGUUGCUGAGUAACGCAUUGCUCAGCAGCCUCUGGGAGAUCCGGGCAUUGGAGUGGCACGUUCUACCGAGCAUCGCCACCGCUGCACGUUUUAUUCGCGAGCCACUGCCCUCGGUUGAAUACGACAUGGCAUCUGCAUUGGAGCGUACUGGCGGCCAUCUCUUCGAGAACGAAUUGAAGAACAAGGUCAAAGACAUCAUGCUGACGUUCGAGAGACCGAGCUCUAUGGCGCUGCCAAAGGGCGAGAGACUGUUGCAAUAUUGGCAGCUCACGCAUUGAUCCUGUACGCGGCGCGAUCACGACGCCGAGAGUGCAAUGUAUCGUGAGAAAAGGGCCGUUAUUAUCAGUGUCAUGGAAGAGGUAGGAGUCGAGAAUGAUGUUCAUGUUUCAAGUGAAGAAUAAAGACUUUGUGUUUUAUAUAUGGCAUAUCUGUACGACGAGAAAACCGAUACGUUAUACUGUUUCUUUAGCGUUCGACAUCUACGUUUAAAUAUUAAAAUGCGCAUAAUUCAUUGAUCGCGAUACUAGUAAGACAAAAUACCGCAUUUGCUUUUGUUUCUAUCAGUUGUACAAAUUGAUGGGAUUACAUUGUCUUAUAUGUAUGUAUAUACAAACGCUUUUAUGUACAUCAGUUUUAAUCGACAAGUUAUUAUUACAAUAUCAUAACGUAUGUCUGUUUGCGUCCAAUGCCUGGAAAAAAAAACCAUAAUAAAACAGGUUGUUAAUUUUGAUUUAA
Messenger RNA from Vollenhovia emeryi, 2243 nucleotides. RefSeq names its product nucleolar complex protein 4 homolog B. Lineage: Eukaryota; Metazoa; Arthropoda; Insecta; Hymenoptera; Formicidae. Gene Ontology annotation, cellular component: nucleolus; small-subunit processome; Noc4p-Nop14p complex. The record is from RefSeq and is a predicted model, not a curated record. Bases 227 to 1786 code for a protein of 519 amino acids. Gene Ontology annotation, biological process: ribosome biogenesis. The transcript is spliced from 6 exons.